Grus americana (Whooping crane) is the source of this 1918-nucleotide messenger RNA. It is a transcript of the gene TMEM9, whose product is annotated as transmembrane protein 9. NCBI's taxonomy places the organism in Eukaryota, Metazoa, Chordata, Aves, Gruiformes, Gruidae. Bases 420 to 785 code for a protein of 121 amino acids. The transcript is spliced from 6 exons. Gene Ontology annotation, cellular component: lysosomal membrane. The record is from RefSeq and is a predicted model, not a curated record.
CCUCCUCCAGCGCAAGCCAGCAAGAGCUCGGAGGACAUCCGCUGCAAGUGCAUCUGUCCCCCGUACCGGAACAUCAGCGGGCACAUUUACAACAAGAAUGUGUCGCAGAAGGACUGAGGAAGCCGUUUUGGUAGGUGAUCAUAGAAUCAUGAUGUUCAACCCAGGCAAGGGGUGUUUUUGGAAUAGAAGUUGAGGAAUCCAGGAGGCAUGAUUUCUUAAGCCACGGCUCUCAGCAGAUGUGAGGCGUACCCUCCAGUCCUUUUCACCUGGACCAGAUCCCUGCAGAAGACACUUGGACAGUCUAUCCCAGGAACUUUGGGCUAGCGGAGCUGUGAGGGGAACUCUUAAAACCAGAUCAGCGUUGUCGGCCUGACGGAAAAGCUGGGACACAGAACAACUGUCUGCAUGUUGUGGAGCCGAUGCCGGUGCCAGGGAAUGAUGUGGAGGCCUACUGCCUGCUGUGUGAAUGCAAGUACGAGGAGCGCAGCACCACCACCAUCAAGGUGAUCAUCAUCAUUUACUUGUCCGUGGUGGGGGCACUGCUGCUUUACAUGGCUUUCCUUGUGCUGGUGGACCCUCUGAUCCGGAAGCCAGAUGCUUAUACCCAGCCUCUGCACAACGAGGAGGAGAAUGAGGACGCUCGCUCCUUGGCUGCAGCCCACACCCCAUCUGGCGCUAGAGCCAACACGGUGCUGGAGAGGGUGGAGGGGGCCCAGCAGCGCUGGAAGCGCCAGGUGCAGGAGCAGAGGAAGACAGUUUUCGACCGCCACAAGAUGCUGAGCUAGAUAUUUGCUGAGCUGUGCGACACCACUUCCCAAGAGACAGGGUAGCUCCGUUGGUCGAGAUGGACAGCAAGUCAUCCUUCAGGACAUCCGUGGUGUUUGACUGAAAGCUCUAACCCUCUCUGAUUUACCGUCUUUGUGGAGAGAAGCAGACCAAAAUGCUUGCCUCUGUUUUUGUCCCCUUGCCCUUUACCUCUCAGCCCAGAGGCUCCUUAACCCUUGCCCGGCUGACAUCUGCGCUGAUUGUUAGCCCAGUGGCUGCAUGUAAAUGGUAGGUCCUACGCUGCUCCCCCAGGUCACGGGCCGACUUGAGCCGGGGCUGCAGCUCCAGUGCGCUGUGCUCGGCUGGACCCCCCAGGCACCACUUGCUGGGACUGAAGUCUCUGUCAGCCCACCCCCACAUCAGAGACAGGGGUCUCUGUAUGGAGUGUUGGAAGCUGGCUGGGCCUUCCUGGGAUAAAAAUAGUGGGAUAAUUUUUGUGUGGGAUAAAUUAUGUGGCGCUUCUCCAGGACAGAGAAAGCUCCUCCAGUUUGCACCGAUGUUAAUUGGGUGUCAUGGUGUUGAGACAAGUGCAUUGCACAGGAAGGAGGACGGGGUUACCCACCAGUGGUCAGCUGCUGCUUGCACUUACUCUUGUGUAAACUGGAUUUCCACUUUAUUCAGUGGAAUCUGUCCAGAUUUACACCAGCAUAACUGAAACUGUAGCUUGUUUCUGUGUCAGUGAAUAUCACAGAACUGAUUACUACAUUCACAAGUAAGAGACUGACAGGUAAAAGUUGAUUUACAGUUAUAUCUUUUCCUGCUUUAGCAGUGGAUAAAAAUUUACUGGUGAGAAAGCUUUCUGUUUGUUUCCAUGUUAGUAACCCUUGACGCUCUCACAGUGCAGUCAGGGGCAUUUGUGUCUAGGAGAGCUGGGGCAAAGGCUUUACUGGAGCACUGUAAACACUUGUCUGGGUCUUGGGGCCCUGGAAAGGGGACACUUGUGCUACUCGGAACACUCCAAGAGCUCCGACUGUACUUGGGCUGCGUGGAGGAAACUGAAGUGAUCCUGCAAUGUGUACAUUGAUCCCACUGAGAACAUCGAUAAUGUCAGGAAGGUGCCAGAGUUUAUCAUGUAGCAUCUCUGUAUUAAAUG